CUAUGGGUAAACCAAGAAGAUGGUGUGGAGGAGGGAACCAGCGACGUGCAGAAUGGCCACUUGGAUCCAAGCGCCGACUGUCUGUGUCUCGGCAGGACCGUCCAGAACCGAGACCAGAUGAGAGCCAAUGUCAUCAAUGAAAUCAUGAGUACGGAGCGCCACUACAUCAAGCACCUCAAGGACAUCUGUGAGGGUUACUUAAAGCAGUGCCGGAAGAGGAGGGAUAUGUUCAGUGAUGAACAGCUAAAAAUCAUCUUUGGCAACAUUGAAGAUAUCUACAGAUUCCAGAUGGGUUUUGUCCGGGACUUGGAGAAACAGUACAACAACGAGGACCCCCAUCUCAGUGAAAUUGGACCAUGUUUCCUUGAACACCAAGAUGGCUUCUGGAUCUAUUCGGAGUACUGUAACAACCAUUUGGAUGCAUGCAUGGAGCUUUCCAAGCUGAUGAAAGACAGCAGGUACCAGCAUUUCUUCGAAGCGUGUCGUCUGUUGCAGCAGAUGAUUGAUAUUGCCAUAGAUGGUUUCCUUCUGACACCAGUGCAGAAGAUCUGCAAAUACCCCCUGCAGCUCGCAGAGCUACUCAAGUACACUGCACAGGAUCACAGUGACUACAGGUAUGUGGCUGCUGCUCUCGCCGUCAUGAGGAACGUGACUCUGCAGAUCAACGAGCGGAAGCGGGUGGAGAACAUUGACAAGAUAGCUCAGUGGCAGGCCUCUGUUCUGGACUGGAGGUACAACGAUAUCUUGGACCGCAGCUCAGAGUUGAUCUACACGGGGGAGAUGUCCUGGAUUUACCAGCCUUAUGGACGGAACCAGCAGCGUGUUUUCUUUCUCUUUGAUCACCAGUUGGUUCUCUGCAAGAAGGACCUGAUAAGAAGAGAUAUUCUGUAUUACAAAGGUCGCAUAGACUUGGAUAAAUACGAAGUGGUGGAUACAGAAGAUGGGAGAGAUGAUGACUUCAAUGUCAGCAUGAAGAAUGCCUUCAAGCUUCAUAACAAGGAGACUGAGGAAAUGCACUUAUUCUUUACCAAGAAACUGGAGGAUAAGUUACGAUGGAUUAGAGCUUUCAGAGAAGAAAGGAAGAUGGUAAAAGAAGAUGAAAAGAUAGGCUUUGAGAUUUCUGAGAAUCAAAAGCGGCAAGCGGCAAUGACAGUAAAGAAAGUCAGUAAGCAAAAAGGUGUGAGCUACUCCAAGUCGGUUCCUCCAGCCUACCCACCACCCCAGGAUCCAUUAAAUCAGGGACAAUACAUGGUGACAGAUGGCAUAUCCCAGUCCCAGGUCUUCGAGUUCACCGAACCCAGACGCAGCCAGGCACCAUUCUGGCAAAACUUCAGCAGGUUAACACCAUUCAAAAAAUAAUACCUAGAGAGAUGGAGAAUUUUAACUUAAAAGAACUAAAACUUAAAAAAUAAAAAUAAAUAAAAUUAUAUUUAUAGAUGGACCUUUUUUCGGAGAAGCACUGUUGCAACUAAAUAUAUAUACAUAUAUAUAUAUGUACCCCCGUUUUAAAAAUAAUAAUAUAUAUACAUAUAUGUAUAUAUAUAGAAGGACCAAAAACUUUUUUUGUUGUUUUUGGGAAGCAAUCUGCUACUAGAUACUAGGAAGCACCAAUGAUUUCUGACCAUGUGACCUGUUUUAUUUUACUCCAUUGGUUGGACAUGUUUUGUUUUGUUUCUUUUUCUCUUCUUCAUUCCCAUCCGAGUCGUCACUGGCAUCCCAGAAUGCUUUCUCGCUUGUGUGAAUUCCUCAUGGAAGUUCCUCAUGGACUACAUUGGUGUAUAUUUCAUUUGAUUUUAUUUAUGGGGGGUUGUUUGGUUUUUGGAGUGCCGGGAGGUCUCCGCUCCCUCUCCCUCCCUCUCCGUCCCUUCCUUGGCUGUCCCCGGAGUUGCCAUUUCAGCGAUGAGCAUCGACCCGCUCCCCGUCCCGUCCUGCAUCCUCUGGUCUGCCUCGUGCCUGUCUGGAUGUGCUCCCUUGUGCACCAUGCUCUGCUGCGCAGUAUUUCUCUGGCUUUAACUGUUGUGUUGUGGCAGGUGAAAACCAGCAGAAAGGGUUUCAGCUCUUUAGGAAGCGAGAGAUGGGUUUUCCUCAGUGAGUUUUUGCAUUCUUUUUAAGCACUCUCUUUUUCUCGAUUCAGUGUGAUCUGGUCACACUCAGAGCAAGACUGAGAAAAGAAUAUCAGGGGCUUUUAUUGAUUUCUUUUGCAUUCAGCUUCCUUUCUUUGGGGUUUGAUUUGUUUUCCUUUUAAGCUGAGACACGACUCUGAAAAGCCCACUCCUAUCUUUGUUCUCCCUGCAAAGAUAAAAGCUGAACAACUGAUGGCUUCACGCCCUCCAUCCAGCUGAGGAAAAUUGGCUAUUGGGCUCCAGCAAAUGGCCAGUUUUCUUUCUUUCUUCAGGAACUAAGGUCCCAUCCUGUUGGCCACAGUCUCACCCACAUUAAUUAGUGUUAAUGAACCGCUGAUUGCCAUUUCCAGGAGCAGUGAUCCCACCAGUGAGGAGGACUAUGGCUGCACUCAUUGCCUGCUCCCCUCUGUUGCAUACAAGAUCCCUGGCUUUGUUUGGGCACUGACCUAAACCCCAAGCUGCCAGCAGUGACCUGGUAGCAGAAGGAUCAUUGCCCAAGUCAUUGGAAGUACUUACUGAUGCCGAGUUGAGAACUGCCUGUCAGGAAAGAGAUGGAUGUGACUUGAGGAGUUCAGCAAGGUUUAACCUAUGCCCGUGAUUAUGUGGCCUAAUUUAAAUCAGAGAUCAGUUCAAUCUAACCCCAUCAGUGGCUCAGCAGAGGGGUAUCCCUGUCAGUGGCUCUGGAGGGAUUAGCUGAACUCUCCAGGUCCCUUUCCAUCUUUUUCUCCCUCUGGAGGUUCAUAGCUCUAUUCUCAAAGACACUUCCUACAGUUUCAGCCUUAAGUACGUUUGUUUGCAAGCACAAAGCUUGUGUUUAAGCUUGUAAAACAAAUCCUUGUGCACUAGGAUGAUUUUUUUCUCCUAGUGCAAAUGAGUCUGUUUAACCAGAUUUAGAAGAGGAAGCUAAAACCUUUGCAGAGCUGUUCUGCAAGCUCCUUUGUAAUGUGGGAUGAAGUGAUUGAUCACAGAAUAUACCAUUUUCUUUUGAACCUGAUACACCACAGAAGCACCCCAGGCCAUGCAGGGAGCUAGAGGUGUUUUCUCCCCUAGUACAAGUGAAUGGGAAGAGCAGAGGUGAUUUCAUUAUUUCCACGGAGCCUGUUUUAUUUCAGGGCAUAUUCCAAGGCAGUGGCUAUGGGGUUUAUUUUAAGUACAAAACUAAUCUCUCUUGCACUUUUUAGUCAUUUAGAAACUCUGGAGAACCAGCAAAGGCAGGUCAGUGUUUGGGAGAGGAAAAGCAACCCCUCUGUGCCAGUGGGAAGGGAAUCACAAGUAGGAAGCAACGCAAUUUUGUAUCAGAAGUUAUUUUUGUGCUCUUUUGUAUCUGCAUUUUGAUGGUCAGGUUUGGAUAUUGAAUAUGCAGCAAAUCUUAUUUAGUUUAAUUGAGAGGAUGGGUUUUUAAAGGCACGGAUGAGGUGGGUUCUCAGGAGUUAAAUGUACUAUUUCUGAGUGGCUGGAGAGAUGCGCAGAGAGAGAGAGAAAGAGAGAGAUGAUUACAAGCUGUUGUCAACGUGAUGAAAAUUUCACUUAUUCCUUUUGCCUUUUUAAUUGCUUAGGGGGAAAAAAAAGUAACAAGCACAUUAGUUAAGCCUGUUCAUUUACUGUUUUGUGCCUCAGAGAGUGAGAAUGAGACAUCCAUAAUUUUUAUGAGAAGAUGCUUCCUAAAUAUUCAGCACUAGGAAAAACGAAACACCACCGCCACACCAUUAUUUGCAUCAUAAAUCAAGACUCGCUUGAUCUGACAAGGCCACUUGUUGGACUCGCAGCUUCUUUCUUAACUGGAAAGCCAAACCAAACUCGCAUUGCUCGUGCUUGCCGAGGCCGGCGGCAGGCAAAGCACAUGCGGGCCUUUGUUCCAGAGGGAAGAGGGGCUUGGCUCUCAGGCAAUGGCGUGCAAGAAAGCUCUUCCCCUCCAUAAAUUGCCACGGUGCUGCAAGAGAUGGAGCAUUGUCACAAAGAAGAACCAGCACUGGGUCCCACUGUCACUGCCUGCUGUGGCCUCCCCAUAGGGAGCAGGGUCGGGCUGCUCGUGUGCCCGGGAGCAGCGCAGACGCAGAUUUGGGGUGAUUUUGACUGAGCAUCCGAUAGAGACUUUCAUUUCAAUGCCAGACAGGAGGAACCCACUUCCCAUUCCAUGUGCAGGAACGAGAGUUGUAACAAACUGACAUGUUUACGGUAUUUCUCUGGCUGAACCUAUAUAUAUAUAUAAAGAAUAAAAAUACCCUCUUCCCUAGGUAAAUGACAUGCAUUACCCCUUGACCUAGACACUAGAACAGAGGAUCUAAAUUCAAGCCUUCCGCCUCCCCACCCUCUCCAAAAAGCUCAAACAAGAACCAACCUAGGUGCAUCUAACAGUUGUAAAUAGAAAAAUACUACAUAGAGAAAUAUAUUUGAAAUCUGUUUCAGUUUCUGGAUGGUCACUGGCUGUCCCCUGCAAUGUUAUUGAUAGUACACUGUGGUGCUUUGGGUUUCUGGUUUUGUUCUCUUUAUGCUCUGUCAUCUUUUCAUUGCAGCUACAUUUCAGGGAACAUGUAUAUUUAGUAGCUAUUGUAAGUUCUGCAUGGCAUCACCAAGCUUAUUUUUCCUUAAGAAGAACAGAAGAGGCUGUAGGAGUUUCAAGGCACUAUUGACGACAGGGACUUGUAGCAGAGAAUUUAACACAAAAAAAAUAUAUAAAAAAAAAGGUUUUUAAAAUUCUAGUUUGAAGCCAAAUACCUGAUAUUUUAGUGCUUUUGGGGUUUUAUCAGUAAGAGCAAAAAAUAUAAAAAAAAAGGAAAAAAAAAAGGAUUUUGGUAACGCAGCUGAAUCCGCACUUGCCAGUUUUAUUAUUUUGUUUCUAUUGGACUGUUUGACCCUGUCAAACAAGUGUCAAAGUUGUGUGUAUAAAACAAAAGAAAAAGUGUUUAAAGAAGUGUUGUAAAGACACUGAGCCUUAUGAAAAUAUUUAUGGAAUUAAAUAAAAAGAAGUGAAAAGGCA
Messenger RNA from Melopsittacus undulatus (budgerigar), 5100 nucleotides. It is a transcript of the gene ARHGEF9, whose product is annotated as Cdc42 guanine nucleotide exchange factor 9. The record is from RefSeq and is a predicted model, not a curated record. Gene Ontology annotation, molecular function: guanyl-nucleotide exchange factor activity. Lineage: Eukaryota; Metazoa; Chordata; Aves; Psittaciformes; Psittaculidae.